AUGUCUUCUGCACUGCCCAGCGAUUUGGAGAAAGAAGGCCAAACAGUUGUCUACCGCGACGAGUCGUACGGUGAUGGCGAUGGAUCUGUCACUUCUGGCAGCAAAAUUGCAUUGCCAGAGGACGGCAAGAGAGAGGGAACCCGGCUGAAAAAAGAACUCGAGGCCCGUCAUGUUUCGAUGAUCGCCAUCGGGGGUUCUCUAGGUACCGGUUUGCUGAUCGGAACCGGCAGUUCGCUGGCCAGCGCUGGACCGGUGUCUAUCCUAAUUUCCUACUCGUUUGUAGGCCUCUUGGUAUACACAGUGAUGAGCUGUCUGGGUGAAAUGGCAGCCUUCAUCCCGCUGGAUGGUUUCACCUCCUAUGCGACACGUUACUGCGACCCAGCACUUGGCUUUGCUGUUGGUUACUCGUACCUAUUCAAAUAUUUCAUUGUCACUCCAAACCAGCUAACUGCGGGAGCCAUGGUUAUGCAGUACUGGGUCAGUCGAGACCGCGUCAACCCGGGUGUUUGGAUCACCAUCUUUCUCGUUGCAAUUAUCCUAAUCAACACCGUGGGCGUGAGAUUUUUCGGUGAGUUCGAAUUUUGGUUGUCGAGUGUCAAGGUCCUAGUGAUGCUGGGGCUUAUCAUUCUGCUCUUUGUCAUUAUGCUUGGCGGUGGUCCCUCUCACGAUCGUACGGGCUUCAGAUAUUGGAAAGACCCCGGUGCUUUCAAGCCAUACACCGGAAUCGAGGGCAGUAAAGGUAAGUUUGUGUCUUUCGCCUCGGUCUUUGCCCUGGCACUAUUUGCGUACACUGGUACCGAACUGUGUGGUAUCGUUGCUGCGGAAGCAAGGAAUCCAAGAAAAAGUGUUCCUCGUGCCAUAAAGUUAACCUUGUACCGUAUUGUUGUUUUCUAUGUGGUCACAAUCAUUCUCCUAGGAAUGACAGUGGCCUACAAUGACCCACUGUUGCUGCGUGCAAAGAAGAUGAGUACUUCUGCCGCUGCGUCGCCAUUUGUGGUUGCCAUAGUCAACGCCCAGAUUCCAAUCCUCCCUCAUAUCUUCAACUCGUGCGUUCUGGUGUUCGUUUUCAGCGCUUGUAACUCAGACUUGUACGUUGCCUCGAGAACGUUGUACGGGUUGGCUAUCGAUCGUAAAGCUCCCCAAAUUUUUGCCAAGACUAACAGAUGGGGUGUUCCAUACAAUGCCCUUAUUGUUUCGAUUUUAUUCUGUCUGCUGGCAUACAUGAAUGUUGCUUCGGGAUCCGCUCAAGUUUUCAACUAUUUUGUUAAUGUGGUUUCCAUCUUUGGUCUCUUGAGUUGGAUCUCAAUCUUAAUCACGUACAUCAGGUUCGAAAAGGCAGUUAGGGUUCAGUUUGGGGACAAGUCCGCGCUGUCAUACACCGCACCAAUGCAACCUUGGUCCGCUUAUGUUUGUCUUGGCUUCUGUAUUUUGAUCGGGUUAAUCAAGAACUACACUGUCUUUUUGGGUGAUACAUUCGACUACAAAACCUUCAUUUCCGGUUAUAUUGGCAUCCCAGUGUUUUUUAUCUGCUAUGUGGGCUACAAAGUCAUCAUGCGCACAAAGCUCAUUGCCCCAGAAAAUGUUGACCUUCACACUUUCAAGGCUGCCAUCGAUGCAGAAGAAGAGGAAGGUAAGGUUCAUGACAAAGAGCGCGAGGAACAGCUUCGCAACCAGAAGUUUACUCCUGGAUGGUUUUAUGAUAGAUUUUUAGGAUGGAUUUUCUAA
Lachancea dasiensis is the source of this 1725-nucleotide messenger RNA. The record is from the annotation of a GenBank genome assembly. NCBI's taxonomy places the organism in Eukaryota, Fungi, Ascomycota, Saccharomycetes, Saccharomycetales, Saccharomycetaceae.